AUGAAUGGCUGGCGGAAAUGGGGAAGAAAAUCAACUGAAUCAAAUUGUGGGAAUGGUCGAAUAAUGCGUUGGAGUGAAGGAAGUCGACAAGGUGAAGUGAUUGUUGGUAGAAAUGGAAAAGGAGAAGAAUCAAAUCAAUUGUCUAGUCCCAUCGGUUUAUCAUUUGAUGUUGAAGAAAAUCUUUAUGGUUCUGAUUGUGAAAAUGAUCGAAUCUUGAGAUUCGUUUUUGUGAAGAUUCUCAUUGAUUUAGAAAUUUUGACGAGAAACACAAAAGCAAAUUGA
Molecule: messenger RNA, 282 nt
Organism: Adineta ricciae
Lineage: Eukaryota; Metazoa; Rotifera; Eurotatoria; Adinetida; Adinetidae
Source: the annotation of a GenBank genome assembly